Molecule: messenger RNA, 1352 nt
Organism: Neocloeon triangulifer
Lineage: Eukaryota; Metazoa; Arthropoda; Insecta; Ephemeroptera; Baetidae
Product: protein artemis-like
Exons: 7
Coding region: 100-1188 (362 amino acids)
Biological process (GO): interstrand cross-link repair; double-strand break repair via nonhomologous end joining; protection from non-homologous end joining at telomere
Molecular function (GO): 5'-3' DNA exonuclease activity; damaged DNA binding
Source: RefSeq, a predicted model, not a curated record
CACUAGUCAGUUGCUGAACUGCUACUGACACGCGUGGGUGUCCGAUUCAGUUGCGCUCAUUCUUUCAAAAUUUCGCGUUCCGUGAGUGACAAAAACAACAUGAGUUGCUUCCAAUUUGACGGCAACAUCAGGGAAAUCGAAGGAAUUUCCGUCGACAGCUUCCAGGAUAACGACUUCAAGCGCGGCUCCACUUUUUUUCUUUCCCACUGCCACUCAGAUCACAUGGUGAACCUGAUCGAUGGCUUCACAAAGCACAUUCCUUACCAGCCAGACUUGGAACUGCACUGUACGGUCAUGUCUUCCAUCAUCCUGAAGAACAAGUUCGCACAUUCUGAGGAGGCCUCUUAUGUGCUGGAUCAGGUACUGCGUCCUCUCCGCGAGGACGAACCGACCUUCAUCCGAUUUAUGUGGAACCGUUUGCCAGCUGCUAUGAAAGUGACUGCCAUCCCAGCAAAACACUGUGUUGGCUCUUGCAUGUUUCUCUUUCGAUUUGUGGGCAAAAACGUUUUGUACACUGGCAAUUUCCGCCUGCAUGAGUUCGAGUUGGAGGGAAUCGACGCCCUGCAUGAUGAAGGUGACGUUUUGCAACUUGACAAAAUCUACCUGGACACAACCUUCCUGAAGCUAGAGAAGCACACCUUCCCAACCAGGAAAUGGGUGCUCUCGUUCAUCUUCAACGAAAUUGACAACCACCUGGAGGAAACCGAUGGCGAGGGCGUCAUUCACAUUUUCAGACCUUCAGCUUUCUUGGGCUCAGAGAUGAUCAUCCGGGCCGUGGCUCGGAAGUACAAAUGCAAGAUACACGUCGAGUGGAAUGUGUACAAGCAGUUCAGAGGGAUGCGCAAUGUCAUCCCGUACAUCACCUAUAAGAGCUACGCCACCAACAUCCACAUGUGCCGCCUGGAUCGCAGUGGGCACAACAAUUGCUGCAAUCAGCCCAAUGUGCUAAAACUGCACCCUUCUGCUCUGUGGUAUGCCAACAGCAAUUCGACUAAUUGGGUGAGGCGAGGUCGCAACAAUCAAACGGUGCAUAUUGCUCACUCGAUGCACUGCUCCAGAAAGGAGUUGGAGGCUUUCAUAGGCUACUUUGGCCCUACCCAAAUGACACCUUUGGUCGUUCCAGAGGGAUUUACCAUGGAUGAGAUUCAAGAAGAAGUAGAUAACAUCCAGCAGGAGGUUCUCGACUGAUCCUUGCACUUGCAGACAAACAAUCCAUACUUGCACUUCCGCAAGCAUAAAAUAUUUCAGCAAAUAAAUUUUAUAUCAGAUACUGAUAGAGGAGAAGUAAAUUUUCUUUACUAAAAUACAGAAUCUAACUUUUAAUAAAAUAAAAUUUUUAAUUUCUCUGAAGU